AUGCCAUUAAACCUGGGCGAUCCGUUUCCCAAUUUCACCGUCGACAGUACGAUCGGCACCAUCGAUUUCCACCAGUGGAUAGGUGACGACAGCUGGGCCAUCCUUUUUUCUCAUCCCGCCGACUACACGCCGGUUUGCACGACGGAGCUGGCCGCCGUAGCAAAGCUGGUCCCAGAAUUCAACAAGCGCAACGUGAAACCCAUCGCCCUGUCUUGCGAUUCGGUGGAUUCGCAUCGUGGCUGGAUCGAGGACAUCAAGGCGUACGGGGAGUUAAGCACCACCGGCAAGGAUGUGUUCCCCUUCCCGAUCAUCGACGACUCGAAACGUGAGCUAGCGGUGCAGUUAAACAUGCUCGAUCGGGACGAAAUCGGAGCGGCCGGAUUGCCGCUCACCUGCCGGGCAGUUUUCGUGAUCGAUACCGCCAAAAAGCUGCGCCUCUCGAUCCUCUACCCAGCGACUACGGGACGCAACUUUGCGGAGAUUCUCCGAACGAUCGAUUCCAUGCAGCUAACGGAUAGGCGAAAGAUCGCCACACCGGCGGAUUGGACGCCCGGUAGCGUUUGCAUGGUGCAACCUACGGUACCGGAAGACCAGCUGGACGUCCUGUUCCCGGCCGGUGUCACCAGCGUACCGAUGCCCUCGGGGAAAAAGUACUUACGUAAAACGCAGUGUCCCGAAUGAACGCGAAAUCGUUCGUUACUUAGCUUAUAGGAGUAUGUGCCGUGAUCCAGCAUCGGAUGUGUGUGGUGAAAGUUUGCUUAUACCCGCUCAAAUACAAGCCCUUUUGGAAGGUGAUUUUUAAAACG
Molecule: messenger RNA, 806 nt
Organism: Anopheles nili
Lineage: Eukaryota; Metazoa; Arthropoda; Insecta; Diptera; Culicidae
Gene: Prx6a
Product: peroxiredoxin-6
Exons: 1
Coding region: 1-681 (226 amino acids)
Biological process (GO): cell redox homeostasis; cellular oxidant detoxification
Cellular component (GO): cytosol; mitochondrion
Molecular function (GO): peroxiredoxin activity
Source: RefSeq, a predicted model, not a curated record